Messenger RNA from Insectozyma verbasci, 1956 nucleotides. Lineage: Eukaryota; Fungi; Ascomycota; Pichiomycetes; Serinales; Debaryomycetaceae. The record is from the annotation of a GenBank genome assembly.
AUGAUUUAUAUAAAUGUUAAAAAAUCAAAACAACUAUUGAAAGUGUCGCUAUUGUUUAUUCUAGUAUUUUGCUUAAUACUAUAUAAUCAAAGACAUUUUGCGGUAGAGCAUUUUAAUUAUAAACAAAUAACAACUACUGAUUUUAAUACAUUACUAAAUGAAAAAUACCCAAUAUUUGAUAUUGGAAAGCAAAUAAGGUCAUCGUUAUAUAACUUUAGUGACGAAGAAUUAUUUCAAAUAGUUUCAAAUUUUAAUUUACAAGAUCGAUGUAAUUUAUAUUUCAACAAGUUUACAAGUAUAGACCUAGCACAUGAACCUGAUUAUAAUCGAUUUGAUUAUUUAUAUUGGAAUCAAUAUGAAGGUGAUAGUAUAAAGAAGUUGCAAGAAGAAGGGGUUGAAAUAACUGAAGAGGUGAAAAAUAAAAUAAAACAGGAUUUUGAAGAAUCAAGAAAGACGAUAAAGGAGAACGAACAAUUAAUUUAUGAUAAUUUACAUGUGGUAAAAGUUUUCAAUAAAUGUUUCCUAGAGCAGAAUAAUACUUUCACAAAAAUUCAAAAAAAUUUAGUUCAUGGCUUGCAUUUAAGAGGUAAAUUAAUAAAAGAAAAGAGUAACUUUACAAUUUCAGAUCUUGAAUCAAGAGCUUUCCCAUGGUUGACUCAAAAAUCACCGGAAUAUGAAAAUUUAAAUACUGGGAGAAAGUAUAAACUAUUUACAUCAUUUAAAUCAAGUUUCUUCAAAAGUUUGAGGGAUUCAUUAACUGGUAAAGGUAUUGUUAUGACUAUUGGUGACGAGCAUAUUGAAGAUACAAUAAGAAUGAUUCAUUUACUCGGCUAUUAUGAAAAUAAAUUACCUAUACAAAUCAUAUAUGCCACUGGUACAUUAUCAAUAGAAUCAAAAGAUAAAUUAAGACAAGCAGCUCUGGCUCAAUCUCAAGAAAUAACUUUAGUUAACGUUUCAACAUCAGUUAAAAGAGAAUAUGCUAUUAAAUUUGAAAAAUUUGGUUUUAAAAUACUUGCAAUUUUAUUUAAUUCAUUUAAAGAAAUAAUUUUCAUUGAUGCUGAUACAAUAUUAACUAUCAAACCAGAGGAGUUUUUCAUUAUCAACAAGUAUAAAUCAUCAGGUACAUUAUUUUUCAGAGAUCGAAACACACCAGAAUACAGACCAACUGAUGAUUUUGUCUUUUUUUACAAAUUAAUGAACAAUCAACUAGAUCAAGUUUUAUUUGAUUUAUCUCAAAUCACAGAACAUACUAAAUCAAGUCCAAUGUUUGGUCAUAAGAUAACUCAUAUAAUGGAAAGUGGACUAGUUGUAAUUAAUAGAGAUUUACAUUUUUUUCAACCUAUCAUGAUGGCAAAUAUGAAUUUCUACCUACCUGUUCAAAAAAGAGUUUAUGGAGAUAAAGAAUUAUUUUGGUUAAGUUUAAGUUUAAUGGGUGAUGAAAAUUGGCAAUUUAAUAAGUACCCAGCUGCUUCAAUUGGUGAAAUUACCCCAACACAAGAUAGAAUUUUAGAAUUAGGUAAAGCAUAUACAUUUCAAUCAAAUGAAAUAUGUUCAAAUCAUCCUGCUCAUAUAAAUGAUGAAGAUGAUAAAUUAUUAUGGUUCAAUUCAGGUUUCAAAUUUUGCAAUCAAAUUUCCAAAGUUAAUUUUAAACAUGAAUUUGAUUCAAAAAAGAGAUAUAAUGACUUGAAAACAUUAGAUCAAUUUAAAACAUUUAUGUCAGGUAGUUUAAAAAUAACUCAUGCUAUUGUUCCACCUGAUAAUACAGCAACAGAACCAUUUGAAAAUGAACCAAAAGAAUCAUGGAGACAUUUAAAUUAUUGUGCUGGAUAUACAUGGUGUGCUUAUGAUAGAAUAGGUAAAGGUGAGAAAGAAAAUGAUAAUGGUAAAUUAAUAGAAUUUACUCCUAAUGACGUUAAACAUUUUGAUACAAUUGGUAGCAUUUGGUUAAAUAUAUAG